This is a messenger RNA of Cricetulus griseus (Chinese hamster), 8830 nucleotides long. The record is from RefSeq and is a predicted model, not a curated record. NCBI's taxonomy places the organism in Eukaryota, Metazoa, Chordata, Mammalia, Rodentia, Cricetidae.
GAGGAGGAGAAGGAGGAGGAGGGAGAACCCCGUGCAACGUUGGGACUUGGCAGCCCGCCUCCUCCUGCCCAAGGAUAUUUAAUUUGCCUCGGGAAUCGCUACUUCCAGAGGGGAACUCGGGAGGGAAGGCGCGCGCGCCUGAAGGGCCAAGCUGGGACUCCUCGGUCGCCGCUGCCUCCCUGCACCGGACUCGACCAGGGGCGGCGAGGGAUGCAUCUUAGCUUCUUCUCGGCUGCAGAGACUCGGGGAGACUUGAUCCUCAGAAGAUCGCCGCUGCACUCACCCUAGAUACACUGCCUUCCCCUCUGGGCAUGAAACGCCCUUAAACUCGGGACGGGCAAUCUUCCUUGGUGCAGCUACCGCGUCCUUCGGCUGCCCCUCCCCAGCGCCUAGAACAGCGAGGAUUUCGGAAUCAGGGUUCCUGCUCGCUCCAGCCCGGAGUGUAUGUGCGGGGCCGCAUCGAGAAGCCUCCCCCUACCCAGUUUUUCGGCACCUUCCUCUGCUCCGCAGCAGCAUGGCGAGCCCUCCGGAUACCGAUGGCUUCUCGGACGUGCGCAAGGUGGGCUACCUGCGCAAACCCAAGAGUAUGCACAAGCGCUUUUUCGUACUGCGGGCAGCCAGCGAGGCCGGGGGCCCGGCGCGCCUGGAAUACUAUGAGAACGAGAAGAAGUGGCGGCACAAGUCGAGCGCCCCCAAACGCUCGAUCCCCUUGGAGAGCUGUUUCAACAUCAACAAGCGGGCUGACUCCAAGAACAAGCACCUGGUGGCUCUCUACACCCGAGACGAACACUUUGCCAUUGCGGCAGAUAGCGAGGCUGAGCAAGACAGCUGGUACCAGGCUCUUCUGCAGCUGCAUAACCGAGCAAAGGCCCACCAUGACGGCGCUGGAGGUGGAGGCUGCGGCGGUAGUUGCAGCGGCAGCUCUGGCGUCGGAGAAGCAGGGGAGGACUUGAGCUAUGACACGGGCCCAGGACCUGCGUUCAAGGAGGUCUGGCAGGUUAUCCUGAAACCCAAAGGUCUGGGUCAGACAAAGAACUUAAUUGGCAUCUACCGCCUCUGCCUGACCAGCAAGACCAUCAGCUUUGUGAAGCUCAACUCCGAGGCAGCGGCUGUGGUGCUACAGCUAAUGAACAUCAGACGCUGUGGCCACUCAGAGAACUUCUUCUUCAUCGAGGUGGGGCGUUCUGCCGUGACAGGACCCGGCGAGUUCUGGAUGCAAGUGGAUGACUCCGUGGUAGCCCAGAACAUGCAUGAGACCAUUCUAGAGGCCAUGCGGGCCAUGAGCGAUGAGUUUCGCCCACGCAGCAAAAGCCAGUCUUCAUCCAGUUGCUCCAACCCCAUCAGUGUUCCCCUUCGCAGGCACCACCUCAACAACCCUCCACCCAGCCAGGUGGGGCUGACUCGCCGAUCUCGCACUGAGAGCAUCACCGCCACCUCCCCUGCCAGCAUGGUGGGAGGGAAACCAGGUUCCUUCCGAGUGCGAGCCUCCAGCGAUGGCGAAGGCACCAUGUCCCGUCCAGCAUCAGUGGAUGGUAGUCCUGUGAGCCCGAGCACCAACAGGACCCACGCCCAUCGGCACCGAGGGAGCUCCAGGCUUCACCCCCCACUCAACCACAGCCGCUCCAUCCCUAUGCCUUCUUCCCGCUGCUCACCUUCAGCCACCAGCCCAGUAAGUCUGUCAUCCAGUAGCACUAGUGGCCAUGGCUCCACCUCAGACUGUCUCUUCCCGAGACGAUCUAGUGCUUCCGUGUCAGGUUCUCCUAGUGAUGGCGGUUUCAUCUCUUCUGAUGAGUAUGGUUCUAGUCCCUGCGAUUUCCGCAGUUCCUUCCGCAGUGUCACCCCAGAUUCCCUGGGUCACACCCCACCAGCCAGGGGUGAGGAAGAACUGAGCAACUAUAUCUGCAUGGGUGGCAAGGGAGCCUCCACCCUGACUGCUCCCAAUGGUCACUACAUUUUGUCUAGGGGUGGCAAUGGCCAUCGCUACAUCCCAGGUGCUAACUUGGGGACAAGCCCAGCGUUGACUGGGGAUGAAGCCACCAGUGCAGCAGAUCUGGACAACCGGUUUCGGAAGAGAACUCACUCCGCAGGCACGUCCCCUACCAUUUCCCAUCAGAAGACCCCCUCGCAGUCUUCAGUGGCUUCUAUUGAGGAGUAUACAGAGAUGAUGCCUGCUGCCUACCCACCAGGAGGUGGCAGUGGAGGCCGACUGCCCAGCUAUCGGCAUUCCGCCUUCGUGCCCACCCACUCCUACCCCGAAGAGGGUCUCGAGAUGCACCCCUUGGAGCGUCGUGGGGGCCACCACCGUCCAGACACCUCCACCCUGCACACUGAUGAUGGCUACAUGCCCAUGUCUCCAGGGGUGGCGCCAGUGCCAAGCAACCGUAAAGGGAAUGGGGACUAUAUGCCCAUGAGCCCCAAGAGUGUCUCUGCCCCACAACAGAUCAUUAACCCCAUCAGACGUCACCCUCAGAGAGUGGACCCCAAUGGCUACAUGAUGAUGUCUCCCAGUGGCAGUUGCUCCCCUGACAUUGGAGGUGGGUCCAGCAGCAGCAGCGGUGCAGCCGCUUCGGGGAGUAGCUACGGGAAGCCAUGGACAAAUGGAGUAGGGGGGCACCAUAGUCAUGCCCUGCCUCAUUCCAAACCCCCUACUGAGAGUGGCAGUGGCAAGCUCUUGCCCUGCACAGGCGACUACAUGAACAUGUCACCAGUGGGAGACUCCAACACCAGCAGCCCCUCAGAAUGCUACUAUGGCCCAGAAGAUCCCCAGCACAAGCCAGUCCUCUCCUACUACUCAUUGCCAAGGUCUUUCAAGCACACCCAGCGCCCUGGGGAGCCAGAGGAGGGUGCCAGGCACCAGCAUCUUCGUCUCUCUUCUAGCUCUGGACGCCUUCUCUAUGCUGCAACUGCAGAAGAUUCUUCCUCUUCUACCAGCAGUGACAGCCUGGGUGGGGCUUACUGUGGGGCUAGGCCAGAGUCCGGCCUCCCACAUCCCCACCACCAUGUCGUGCAACCCCAUGGGCCCCGAAAGGUAGACACGGCUGCACAGACCAACCGCCGCCUGCCCCGGCCCACAAGGCUCUCCUUGGGAGAUCCCAAGGCAAGUACCUUUCCCAGGGUGUGGGAGCAGCAGCAGCCUUCGUUGCACCCUCCCGAGCCCAAGAGCCCAGGGGAAUAUGUGAAUAUUGAAUUCGGGAGUGGCCAGCCUGGCUAUUUAGCGGGCCCGGCGACUUCCCACAGCUCUCCUUCGGUUCGGUGUCCACCCCAGCUCCACCCAGCUCCCCGAGAAGAGACUGGCUCAGAAGAGUACAUGAACAUGGACUUGGGGCCAGGCCGGAGGGCAACGUGGCAGGAGAGUGGUGGGGUUGAGUUGGGUAGAGUAGGCCCUGCACCUCCAGGGGCUGCUACCAUUUGCAGGCCAACCCGGUCAGUGCCAGGUAGCCGUGGUGACUACAUGACCAUGCAGAUAGGUUGUCCUCGUCAAAGCUAUGUGGAUACCUCACCAGUGGCCCCAGUCAGCUAUGCUGACAUGCGGACAAGCAUUGGCGCCGAGAAGGUGAGCCUGCCCAGAACCACAGGGGCUGCUCCAUCUUCAUCCUCCACAGCCUCUGCUUCUCCUGCUGCACCUGAAGGCGCAGCUGAGCAGGCUGCUCACUCUUCUCUGCUGGGAGGCCCUCAGGGACCUGGGGGCAUGAGUGCAUUCACCAGAGUGAACCUCAGUCCCAACCAUAACCAGAGUGCCAAAGUGAUUCGUGCAGACACUCAAGGCUGCCGGAGGAGGCACAGCUCCGAGACCUUCUCAGCACCUACUCGGGCUGGCAACACGGUGUCCUUUGGAGCAGGGGCUGCAGUAGGGGGCAGUGGCGGUGGAGCUGGCGGUGGCAGCAGCAGCAGUGAGGAUGUAAAACGCCACAGCUCUGCAUCAUUUGAGAAUGUGUGGCUGAGACCUGGGGAUCUAGGGGGAGCCUCCAAGGAGACGGCUCAAGUGUGUGGGGCUGCUGGGGGUUUGGAGAGUAAUCUUAACUACAUAGACCUGGAUUUAGCCAAGGAUGUUAGACAGCGUCCUCAGGAAUGCCCUUCUCAACAGCAGCCCCUUCCACCCCCUGCCCCUCACCAGCCCUCACGCAACAACGAGGGCAGCUCCCCCAGACGCUCCAGUGAGGAUUUAAGCACCUAUGCCAGCAUCAACUUCCAGAAGCAGCCAGAGGACCAUCAAUAGCUCAACUGGACAUCACAGCAGAAUGAAGACCUAAAUGACCUCAGAAAAUCCUCCUUUAACUCAUGGGUACCCAGACUCAAACUGUUUCACAAUUCACAAGCAGGACCUCACGUCUUCCUCUUCAGUAGCUGGUACGAUGCAUCCAUUACAGUUUGUUUACUCUGUACAAUCCUCAGGAGUUCAUUGACUGAACUGCACGCUCUAUAUUGUGCCAAGCAAAAAGAAAGCACUGUGACACCGGGACAAUGAGUCUGCGUAAACUUCAUCUUGAACCUUAAGGACUUAGCUGGCCACAAUGAGCUGGUGUGCCCACCACCAUGCCGCAAGAGAAUGGGUUUAUUCGCGUCGCCUUUACAGCGUAUGUUUCAUCUACUCUGAAGCCGUGUUCCAUGAAACACCACUGUAAAUUAUUUCAUAUGGAACUGUUCACGUUGGGUGGAGAGAGUAUUAAAUAUUUAACAUAGGGUUUGAUUUAUAUGUGUAAUUUUUUUAAUGAAAAUGUAACUUUUCCUUACAGCGCAUCUUUUUUUUUUUUUUUUUUCUUUUGGAUGGGGAAAUGAGGUCUUCGAUGUUCUGUUGUAAAGAGGGGGGAAAAUUCUUUAAAGGAGGCUAAAAAAAAAGAGUAGUCUAUGGUAUGAACCUUGUUUUAAGAUUCUAAUUCAGAAAAAAUAAUAUAAGAAGAAUCAUAGAGCCAUAGAAGGUUCUGUACUGUAUAGUUAUACUUGCUGAUACUGUCUCUUGUAAUAUAAACUUGAUGUUGAGCUGAGUUCCUUUUAAAAAUUAAUCUUAGCUUUGUUUUUUUUUAAUUUUUGGUUUCUUUUGUUUUGUUUUUCAAACGGAAGGAGGAUGUAUUCUACUGGGAUGUUUUCAGUUGUCAGCUUAGAGUUGGUAAUUGAAUGGAAGCAAAAUUGCAAGAAAAGGAAACCACAGACUUUCAUUGUAUAUAUGUAGACAGAAGGAGACACGAGCGAUCCCUUCAAGUCAAAAGCUCUCUUUGGAGUGAAGAAUGUGGGUGUUUAUAAAUUCUGGAAAUGUUUUUCUGUUCAUAAUAAACUAGACACUGUUGAGCUCCCCCUCCCCACUUCUAUAAGCCUUUUGCUCCCACCCCCACCCUUUUCUCUGUGUACACAUCGUGUUUCAUUUCUUACAUUGUCUGGAGAAGGCUGUUAGGACAGUGUGUUCUUGCUAACUGGAAAUUAAAAUUCCAGGUCCUUCCUUCCUUCCUUCCUUCCUUCCUUCCUUCCUUCCUUCCUUCCUUCCUUCUUCCCUCCCUCCCUUCCUUUCUUUUUAAAGUCAUGACCAGGGCUCCAUGUUAUGUUCCCUAUCUCAUGUAUUAUGAGAACUUCCAGUAUUAUGUGUGUUUUAGAUGAAUGCAAUAGGCCCAUUUGCCCUGGUGUUUGCUGGGCUUUUAGCGGUUAUCUAAUAAAAUGCAGUUUACAGAGAGCACAUAAAAAUAUAGUGACCUGCCAUUGAGGCAUCUAGCCAGCAGUGAAAACGCUCGUCCUUUCCUUAUUUGGAAAGUCCACAUGUCUUGGAAUUUUUCCCUUCUCAAAUAGCAAUGGCAGGGAAUAUACCUGAAGAUGUCUCCUCCAGAAGUGUAAAUGAUCUCACCAUGAAACUUCCUAAAAAUACAGUGAAUUAAUCCAACAAUCAGUCUCCCUCUGAGUCCCUAUGAAUUUAGCCCUGCUUCAGGGGAGGAACGACUCUCUACUUCUGGGAAGGGUUGAGCUGCAUAGGUGGGGCUGCAAGCAAGGAGCAAGGGUUGAAAGGCAUUUCAGUGACCAUUGCCCUGAUCAACUGGUCAAGGAGCCCUUGCUCCAUUCAGAGAUAAACAGACCCCCGACUGCUGAGGCCAGGGUUAGUGCUCAGUCAGCCAGAUGGCAUGGACCUCACAGACUGUUGUACAAUGUUCAUUGUUGCAGAUCUUAAUCAUUUGCAUGCUCAUCAGUUUCUAAAGUAAAUAGGUCUCUAGUCAUAAGAAUACAUUGUUUUCAAGGAACUCUUUGGAUGACAUCAUUUGCUGUCAGUAGAAAAUCCCACUGGCUUUGAAAAAUCUGAUGUGAAAGUUGGUUUUUUACAAUUGUGUAAGAAAAGACUCUCAUUGUCAUUUUUAGUUUUUAAGCACUCUGACUCAAACUCUUCCUAAUGUAAGAAGAAAGCAAGCUGCUUGUUCUCUUUCCCCAAGGAUCUGAGUAACUAAAGAGAGAACAGUGAAUGAAGUCAGCCCCAAACAUUUGCCUGUAAAGCCGGCUAUAAUUUCUCACAGAGCCUGUACUUCACACCUCUGCAUGUGGGGUUAUUGCCAUUUGGGGUGAGAACAGAAAAGAGCAGAGUGGACAGUGGACUCCUAGUUUCUCUAUCUCUUGCUUUUUAUUGAGUCGAUAAUAGUGCAAAGGUAGCCAUUCUUGCUUCAGCUUCUUCUAGAGUUACCUGAGCUGGAUUUGAUGACAGCAUCAAAUGUGGCUGCCUUGGAACUGGAAGUUGCUGGUACCCAGGCUGAAUUCUCCUGCUCUGCCUCCUUGAAGGGUUUACUUUAAAAUCAUCAGCUGCUAAGUUCUUGUGUUCAAUUUCCUAUUUACAGGAGUUGGCUUUUUAGCUAUUUCCAAGUAUUUUCAGGUCCACCAAGGGUAUGUUAACAGGGCUUCUAGUGGCCUCUGGCUAAUGUGGAAGUUAGUGGCUUUUUCUUUACAUGACCAACCUUUCACAGAAUUCUUUCUUAGACUGAUUAAGACAGAGUUUUAAAUUCUCCUUUGUGAAAAGAACAAGUAUAUUCCCUGGCUGUGAUGAUACUUUUGUUUUGGACACAAUCUUAGCUCCAGAACCAGCUGGAAAUGAGGGGAUUCCAUUAAUGAUCAACCACCUGGGUCAAUAAUGAUCAAUCAAUACCGAUGCUCCAUGUGGGGCUACUUCUUGCUAACUUUCAAAGGUCAGGGCCACUCUGGACUAAUCUAGUCACUACAAAAGGUGGUCUACUCAAGAAUCAUCUAGCCAGAAAUAGAGAGGUUUGGCCUGUCUUCCCUAGGCUUUUGUCGUCUGUCUUUUAUGUGUGAGACAAAGUAUUAAGAAACAAUUUUACUGUACUGUAAGAAACAAUAUUUUAUAGUGCAGAAGUCCUAUUUGAUCAGCGGUACAUCCUGAAUGCAAUAUACCAUGUAGUUGGAAACACCUUUAAAACAGGUGACUUCAAGAUAGGGAAGGUGGCUCACCACCCCAAUGACAAUAAGAGCCAUGAGGGAUAGUACAGUUGUGACUUGCUGUGGCUGUGGGUGAUAAUGAUCCCAUAUUUACCUCAUGAUGCCUUGGCUGAGCUCUGCAGGUGAGAUGGUCAUACAAAGAGGCCCUCUAACAAGAUAUCAGACAUUAACACCACCACUGGGGAGAAAGGGCUUCUUUGGAAGGUACAUGGAGGACAAUUGGGGGAACCAAAUAAGAAAUAGUUUCUUUGUAGUGACAAGACAGGACUAACCAGUGCUGCCAGGACAGGGCGUGUGUUAGUUAGCAGGAGGUGAUGCAGUACUCAUAUAUAUGGGCUGCUGAGAAACUUAUAGCAAGCAGUCUGUUCUUGCAGGGGUGUGAGCAGUUAUAACCUUGUUAGUAGGAACAGGAAGAAUUCCAGGCUGGGCUGUAGGCUUAACUAGAAAUAUCGAAUACAGCCUUUCUUGUAGUUGGUCGAACCAAGUGUUAAAACACCGGGCCCUUGUCAUCCCUGAGCCCAGCCUGAGAUUGGGAAGGUUCUACUGGAGUUCUGUCCAUCAGUUUCCUCCAUGUGCCUGUAGAAAGUGUGGCUCAGCCGAUGUGUUGGGUAUUUGUCCCUCAUGACUUGCAAUUAGAGCACCAAAUAGAUGCUGGAAGGAGACUGAGAGGUGCUGGAGGUGUUUGGCCCUACUCUUAAUUAAGAGCCUAUAAUUAGCAAAUAUGAUUUUUAAAAUGUAUGACUUGGGUAAGGCAUUAUAUUAUCUCCCUUCCCCAGCUUAUCAAUGACUUGGCAUUUGUGAUGUCUGCACCAAGAGAUGGGUGUGUUAUCCCUUUGCCAUUCACCUGCUAUUUAAACCUCUCUGUGUCUAUACUGUCUCUUUCUCCAGUGUUAACCAUUAUGCCAUAUCAUAGAACAAAUUCACUACCCAGGAAAAUGUGUCUGUUUGCAUAUCCAUCUGUAGUGCUAGCAUUUUUUUUAGUCCAUUUUAGAACUUUGCCACUGGCCUAAGAAUAUAGUUUCCAGAAGAAUCUUUCUUGUGUAGUUACUUUCCUUAUACCUCUUGGCUACAGGGUGGGCCAAACGAAUGCCAUCAAGCUUUCCAUUUGCUGUGUGUGGUUUGGUUUAUCAUCUGAAGUUGGUGGUGCUAUUGACGGUGCUACUUCAUCUGUGUUCAAAAGACCGACGCAUGGUCUAUGUUGCUACCAAAACAUUUACUGUAUAUAUGUGGAUAACGUAUUAUGUAUAUAUGUAAUGGGUACCAGGCCAGGUUUAUAUUUUUUUUCCUUUAGAGGUGUUUCACUUUUCCAAGCUUUCUUUACAGUGUUAUGCUUGUGUUCAAUUCUUUUUACCCCCAAUUCUGUCUGGUACUUAGAAUUGUAGUGUCUUCAUCGUUAAUUAAAGAAAACUGUCUAAAUGAA